This is a messenger RNA of Indicator indicator, 3213 nucleotides long. RefSeq names its product AKNA domain containing 1 (gene AKNAD1). The record is from RefSeq and is a predicted model, not a curated record. The transcript is spliced from 16 exons. Lineage: Eukaryota; Metazoa; Chordata; Aves; Piciformes; Indicatoridae.
AUGAAGAUCCCACCUGGCCCAGUCGGCUCCGCGCGGCACGGCGGCCCGCCGCUGAAAAUCCUCCCCUUCCUUGCACCCAGCGCUCACCGCUGUGCCCACAAUGCGACCCACCCUGCAGCAGCCAUCGGCUUCGCAACAGACAGCGAGCGACUGAGCCUCCUAGAGCCCCAUCUCGCCCGAGGCCGCGCCUCACCUGAGCGUCAACGCGGCCGCGGGCUGAGGGGCCGGUGCAGCCCCGUCACCGGAGCAGUUCCCCAAGCGAUCACCGUAGCGGGCACUACGGGACGGUGCCCGCCCACGCGCAGCCGCUCUUCGAACCCACCAAUCGCCGUGCGCCCGCCUGCCCGCCCGCCGGGGCUGCCCUCCCCAGCAGCAGGGCCGCCAACGGCUCUGCGCACGGCCCACCCCGCCGCCGGAAGGCCGCAUCAUUCACACGAGCCAAUGGGGAGGGAGCCAGGGGCAGGACGAGGUGGCGGGCCGGGACCUCCCCAAGAAGCGGGGAGGAGGGAGGCGGGGAGCGCGCGGCCGCCACCGCACCUGGACCCCGAAACUGGCUAUGAGACUACAAAAAAGUGCAAACAAUCAGACUGAAUGAAACCCCAAAUGAAUAGUUCAUUUUCAGAUGAACUGGCAUGUAUCACAGAUGCAACUGAUGAGGACCAAGAUGACUUACCAUAUGAUGGAGAUGCGGAAAUAAGCUGUAAAUACAAUAAUAAUUCAAAUUAUUUAAGUGACUGCACUUGUAAAAAAGCUAUUCCUGGUAUUUUAAACUUAGUCUGUUCUGAAGAUAACAAAACCAUCAAAGCAACAGCAAAUUAUGAAACUCAUCCACAAGCAGAAGAAUUCUUCAAUCACCAUAGAGGUGCCAUAGGAACAACAGAAAGUUCAUUUGCAACACUGGGAAAUGAAGCUGCCUUUAAGAAGGAAUUACUUGUUGGUAGUUCUAGUAUACCAGGCAACAAAGACCAUCUAACUUGCUCAAAAAUAUCCAAUGUCCUUUUGCGUCAUUUUUCCAAGGAGGAGUUAACACACACAUGCCAGUUAAUUGAAUGUGAGACAAUACCAGACACAUCCUUUACUGAAAGCAUUGAUGACACUGUGACCAAACCUGAACUUUCAGAACACCUCAAAAGCCCUUCAGCAUAUGAACAUUGUGCAACUAGCUUUGAAGAAAGUAAUUUAGAAAAGCACAAGGAAGUAAACACUGGUGAUAAAAAUCAAAAUUCAGUAAAUGAAGAUAGAUGUGUUUCAAAGAAGCCUGUUUCAUCUACUGUUAAGGGUGGGUGCAGACAAGAAAAUUCACAACUAAUUACUAUGAGUGAAGAUACACACACCUUUCAACACAUGGAAGUAGAGAGUGCCCCAUUUAAGAAAAGAGUUUCAUUUCACGAGCUCAAAUACAGUCAAGGUCAUGCUCACUGUUCCCUUCUCAACUUCUCCAAAGCUGCUUCAGAAGUUAAAUUACCAAAACCAAGUGGAAGCAUUAACUCAGUCCCUACAAGUGAAAGAACAAAACCCUUCCCUAUUUUGCCAAGUAAAUCACUAACUAAGAAUGACAUUGUAGAAAACAACAACUAUUUAAAUUCUGAAGUAGAGAAUCAAGAAGAAAUGAGCAUUCCAGAACUGUUGCAACAGCUAGAGAAACUUCCUCACUCAGAUUUUCCAGAUGCCAGUACUGCCAUUUACUCUGGAGGCACCAAGAUACCCUCUGAAGUCUUUACAUUACACAACCCUAUCCCUAUACAAUCUACACAUGGUUUGUCUAAAGCAAGAUCACAGCAUGGAACAGCAACAGCACUACCAGCAGCUGGUACAGUAGAAGCACACUGUCUAAACCCUUCCAACUUACUGCCAGAACUAACACUAGGAGAACACAUGUCUCAAAUACUAAAGGAUCAGACGGACCAACUGAUAAAAAAGGUGGAAAACUUCUCUCAGCGUGUGACCCAAGACACAUUCCUUUUACAAGACAACUAUCUGGUAUUAAAUCAAUUGAAAAGAUACCUUGAUGCCUUGGAAAGGAAUUACUUAACAGCUAAAGAACACCAUCAUCAUUUACAGCUGCAGAACUACAAGGACAAGUCUAUCAACAUUGGAGAGUUUGAUCCUGAAAGAAAGGUGGAAGGGGAAAUAUUUAGACUCGGCAUGCUGCUUGAAGACCUCCAAGAACAAACUGAUGACAGCAACUGCAACUUGUCAUCCUUGCCUGAUUCCUAUAAAUCUGCCUAUUCAUCAUAUUCUCCUUGUGAGAUCUCAAUAGUUUCAAGCAUUGCUGAUCCUCCAGAAAGAAGAGGCAUUGAUACUGCAUUUCUUCACGAGAACAAUGCAGGAGAAAAACAUAUGUGCAAUUUUUGUCUCCACCUGUUACAAAACAGAGCUGAGUUAACAUACAGAAGAGACACAGAGCCUCUGGGAAAAGGAGGUCUGCUAGCAAACAAACAUUCUUACAACAUAAUGAGGUUCCUUUCACCCGAGGAAAAAUAUGCUGUUGGAGGUCUUGCAUCCCACAGCCAGGGUGCACAAAGCGAAAAAUUAAAUGCUGAUGAAGGAAGUAUGAAAGGAAAUAUAAACAUCCAGGAAAGGAAAACGGGAACAUGUUCACUCUUCGCUCAGAGAAAACCAACUGAUUUGUCAGACACCAACCUGAGCAGUGAUUCAGAAGACAUCUCAGCCUGUGACUCUUACAGUGAUUCCCAAAGCAAAGAACUUGCAACCUACAAGACUGAAAGUUGUAAAUCAUUCAAUACAAGGUUUUCAGAAUUUAGAUGUACAUGCUCUAGAGGAAGCAGAGAUCAAUUCAAACUCAGGAAUUACAAAGAGUCUGUUGAGUCUUAUGCCCCGUGUAGAAAUAAAAGUUACAGUUCAUCCUCUUAUUCACAGAAGGCAAUCUCCACUCAAAGGGCUCAAAAAACCAGAAUGUCAUCGGAACUUCUAAACAGACUUUCUGGAAGGCAAAACUUUGAGGCUGCCAAAACCUGCUAUUCAAGCACAUAUGAUAAAAUUAUUCCUUCACAUCAAUAUUUGUCCACCAAGAAGUCUGCCCAGAGCAGAUCUGCAAUCAACAUCAGAAACGCCAAUGAUUCUAAAGCAAAUAUCUUAAGUUUUACUCUGGAUCAUGCCAUACAGACAGCAAACAGUUUGAAGAAAGCUACAGAAAAAAUGGUACGAGCAGUUUCAGAAGAUUUAGCUAAAGUUAAAAGGAAACAGCUUUAA